Paraphaeosphaeria sporulosa is the source of this 1702-nucleotide messenger RNA. Its product is annotated as major facilitator superfamily transporter. Gene Ontology annotation, biological process: transmembrane transport. The coding region runs from base 21 to 1643 and encodes 540 amino acids. Gene Ontology annotation, molecular function: transmembrane transporter activity. The transcript is spliced from 7 exons. The record is from RefSeq and is a predicted model, not a curated record. NCBI's taxonomy places the organism in Eukaryota, Fungi, Ascomycota, Dothideomycetes, Pleosporales, Didymosphaeriaceae.
GACACUGACACCCAUACGAAAUGGCUUCGACAAGCGAUCAGCGCGGGGAAGCUUUCCCUCCAGGGACGGUAACACUUACGGGGUACCAGGAGUCCAUCGCCAGUGCAAGGAUUGUACUCUCUCCUCAACCCUCCAGCGACCCGAAUGAACCUCUUAAUUGGCCUACAUGGCGCAAAGUGACCAAUAUGACACUCAUAUUCGGCAUGACCUUAGCUGUUUUUACGAGCUUGAUGGUACAGACCGUCUUCUGGCAGCAAAUGAAAGUCGACAUGGGUGUCAGCACCGUCAAUCUUAAUAACGCGCAGUCCGCCAACCUUGCGGGAGUCGCCCUUGGCUGUCUCUUCUUCAUCCCUUUGACAGUCAAGUACGGGCGUCGACCAUCUUAUUUACUCUCGAUCGCAGUGUUGGCCGGAUCUAUGUGGUGGGCAUCGAAGAUGAAGACCAACGCUGAGCUCAUCGUCAUUGCAGUCAUCAGCGGCUUAUCCGGUGCCAUCAACGAGACCGCAGUGCAGAUGACUAUCGCUGACCUGUUCUUCGUCCAUCAAAGAGGUGCCGCAAACGCCGUCUACUUUGGCGCUGUCAUGAUGGGAAGCUUCCUUACGCCCUUGGCUGCAGGUUCGCAAGCCGCUACCCAGGGUUGGAGAUGGUCAUACACUACCUUAUCAAUCUGCCUCACAAUUCUCUUCGUCCUGUUCCUAUUCGCUUACGAGGAGACAAAGUAUAUCCCCGUUUAUGUCGGCGCUCCAAACACCAAUGCCACCACCCGUUCACUUGAUGAUGGCGAUCUCAAGAAUACCUGCGGCGGCGGCAGCGAGGAGAUUAAAUCGCCUGACGCAAUCGCUAAACUGGAUUCAGUUCCGUCCCUAUAUGUCACGACCUAUACACCGCACACCUACCGCCAACGAAUGCGACUAUGGACGCCCACAGAUGAAUCACUAGGGAGGCUGUUUGUGUUACCAUUGCAGGUUAUCAUGUUGCCGCACGUUCUUUAUACAUCGUUACAAUUUGCUGCUGUCAUUGCUUGGCUGGUGCUGGUCGUGGCCAUGAUAUCCGUCAUCUUCUCUAUGCCCCCCUAUAGCUUCACGACCGCCGGUGUUGGGUACAUGACGCUGGGCCCCUUUGUCGGCAAUGUCUUCGGCACACUCUACGGCGGUCCGCUGUCCGACUGGGUCGUUGUGAGACUCGCACGCAGAAACAGGGAUAUUUUCGAACCAGAGAUGCGCCUGCAUCUGCUAUGUGUGCCCGUUGUCACUAUGGCCGGUGGGCUGAUUAUGUUCGGCGUUACAGCGGAUCGGGGAAUGCAUUGGAUUUUCCCCAGCAUCGGCGGCGCAUUCUAUGCUUUCGGAAUGGGUUCAAUUGGAGAAAUAGCUUUCACCGUGCUAUUGGAUAGCUAUCGAGACCUUGUUGCCGAAUCUUUCAUUGUGGUGGCUUUCUUCAGGAACGCUAUCAGCAUGGCCGUGCCUUUCGCCAUGGUUCCAUGGUGGCUCAGCAUGGGCCUCAGCAACAUGUUCAUCACUAUCGGGUGCUUGUCUUUGUUCAUAGGAUUAUUCUACGUCCCUUUGCUUAUCUGGGGAAAAGAAAUCCGCAUCAAGCUAGCGCCCAGGUACGAGAAGUUGGUCGCGAAGAAGAGGCUUAUUGGAUAGCAGCCAAGAGCCUUCGACCGACGGAAAACUCGGAGGCUGAAGAUUAACCGAGAAUGGAC